Messenger RNA from Ahaetulla prasina, 4904 nucleotides. It is a transcript of the gene C2H17orf75, whose product is annotated as chromosome 2 C17orf75 homolog. Bases 939 to 2120 code for a protein of 393 amino acids. The transcript has 10 exons. Lineage: Eukaryota; Metazoa; Chordata; Lepidosauria; Squamata; Colubridae. The record is from RefSeq and is a predicted model, not a curated record. Gene Ontology annotation, cellular component: trans-Golgi network.
UGCGCAGGAGGCAGCCGAGCCCGAUAGCCUGGUCCUCAAAUUGUUGCUGGCCAUUCCCUAGUUUAGAACUAAUGGUGGUGAUUUUCAUGUUCCACCAGAAUAAGAUUGAGAAUCAAUGAAAUCAGAUUCUUCCAACUUGUGUGAUUAUUUUUUUUAAAAAAAAGCAGCGAGGAUAACCCUUCACCUUCGAAGGCUUAUGUAGCUCAGUAUUGUACGUGCAUGCUGGGAAGUAAAUCCACUUGAGAUUCAAUGGGAAGCUAACGGUAUUAUAAUUAAACGUGGCGAAAAUCAGGAUUCUGAGAAAGCAUUCAUUAAGUUAGAUAAGCCUAAUUAACAAUUUGAUCGUCCCAUCAGGUAUUCAUGCCUAUUUCAGUUCUACUGAGACCAGCAAUUCGUGUGUAAAUCAAAUCUAUUAUAGGCCCAGGGGCUAUUUGUUAUAUUUAUUAUAGCCUAAACCUGUUGCACUCUGACAAUAAAAUUAAAUCAGUCAAAAAUUAAUCAAAGGCCAGAAGUAAAUACAAACAAGUUUACAAUUGGAAUGCCUUUUUAUUUAGACGACCCGUGAAUGUAAUCCCACUGAUUUCAGUGACUAUGGUUCAUGUUAAACUAAUGCUGAUCCAACUCAGAGUGCUGAGUGAUUUUUAAAAAAAAACUCAGCAAAAUUGGGGAAUGAAUAUUAUUACUCAGCCGGGGUGAGCCUUGGAGAGAGGUGCUUGUGCAGGGGCGGAUGUGUGAUAUUCGGCGGCUGCCCGCAACAUCCAUAACAAUUUCUGGAGUCUACGGCUGCCUCUGUGUUCUCUCUGCCGUGGCAACCCGUUUGUGACCGGAACCUUUUGUGACGCUACGUGGACAGAAGUGCGGAGCCGAGGAGAAUAGGUCGUUGCGCUGUACGGCGAUAGGGGGAACGGAUUUUCUUCGCUCCCACUUCGCAAGCAAAGAUGUUGCCUUCCCUUCAGGAGUCCGUGGACGGAGAUGACAGGGAGCUGGAGAGCAGCGAGGAAGGAGGCGGUUUACCCGAGGAACGGAAACCGGAGCGUAGCAGCAACAGUUACCACUGCUUGUACGGCUUCCGAGGCUCCGGAUUACACCAAGGGUCAGGCAGUGAUGUUGGGAGUCCAAGCAAAUCAUCAGUUGAAACAUCUUCAGAUGACUUCAGCCUUUCAUUGGUGGACACUAAUUUACCAACUGAAGCUGAGAUGGAGUUGCGUGGUUUGGUUGCCAAGCAUCUUAACAAAGGAGCCUUGUUUGAGGGGAUGGGCAAUGUUAUAUCGGUCGAGUUGAGCAUUCCAGAAACUCGCGUUGGUUGUUAUUACUGCGUGUUCCAGCCGGAAAAAUGUGCAGAAGGAGAUGAUCCUGAAUCGAGAGAGAAUCCCUUGGAGUAUGUCAUCUGUUUUUUAGGAGGCUCAGAGAAGGGGCUUGAACUGUUCAGACUUGAGCUUGAUGGAUAUGUUCAAGAUAUGAAGACUUGUUUAGAUUCAAAGCAAAGCAACCUGGAGACCUGCAUUCAACCGCUCCUGAGAACCUGGUUUGAGGAUUUGGUGUGCCCUAUUCAGAGGGUGGUGAACCUUUUCAAGGAGAAACUUGCCUUUGUGUUACAUGCUGCUCUGAAUUGCACUCCUGUUGAAGUGAAUGGAUCUGAAGAAAGGACGGAGAAGGAUAUUAACAGGUUCCUUCGAGCAGCAAGUCUUCAAGAUCUGGUCAGGGAAACUGUGACAACUUCCUUAUGCACAGCCGCAGCCACAGAGGAGCAGUGCAAAUCAGUGGUGAUUGACUUGAAUGGGCCACAGCUUUGCUUCCAAGGUGCAGAAACAAAUAGGUUCUGCGAAGAUUGGACACAAGCAUUUCUGAAUGUUUCCGAAGGGGGGAAUCCUUUUCUUUUUCGACAAAUACUGGAAAACUUUAAAUUGAAGGCCAUACAGGACAUCAACAACCUGAAGCGGUUCAUCCGGCAGGCAGAAAUGAGCCAUUACGCCUUGUUCAAGUGCUACCUGUUUCUAAAAAACUCUGGCAGCGGCGACGUGCUCUUGAAGAUUGUCAAAGUAGAAUAUGCAGAAAUGCAGGAAGCCCGGAAUGUCAUCAGUGUGCUGGAAGAAUUCAUGAGGGACCAGCUUGGAGCUUAAAUCCUCCUCCUGAACUGAGGGUGGCUUGUCCGGUACCAAGUCAGCGUGGCUCCGUGUAGAAUCAACAGUGCUUGAGCAUGUAGGCCAUUUUUGUGUUAAAUCAUGUGAACUUACCGUGGAGAGCUGAUCUCAGUCCCAGCUCCUCACAAUUCACAACUGCGUGGUCCAUAAAAGAAAACCCUUCUCACAGCAUCUACUGUGAGGUUGAGUUAAAUUGGUAUUUGUUGGUAUGGGAACAAGCUGAGUGUUCAGGCACUCGCCCUCCUCCCUGCUUUCUCUUGUCUGUCUGGCUUGUAAAACCAUAUUUUGUUUCCCUGUAGUAUCCAAACUGUGGUUUUAGGCUUUCCUUAUACACUGCGGUCGAAAGCGGGAUUGAUCCGGAGCUUGCAGUCCCUACAUGUUAGCCUGGAAUUUUCAAUAAGCACCAGCUGCUCUAGACAAAGAACAAUGGGGUUGAUCUAGACUUCAGCAUUGUGUGGAUCCUGGUUAUACUUCCUAGAGACAAAAUAAGCAUAAGUGGCUUUGCCAGCAUUAUUAAUUGUGUGGAAGUCUAGAAGCCCAAAUGGCUUAUGAGCAGAUUCAUGUACAGAUCUUGGCUAGCCAAAAGCAGCAUAGCUGCACGUCUGGAUCAAGCAUAUGGAUUUACUCCCAUUCUGUCUUGCUGGUUUUUACACAUGCACGCACACACACACACACACACACACACACACACCCCACCCCAGCAACAAGCCAUUUACCUUAAUGCAUGCACUCUCUCUCAGUCCGUCAGGGUCGCUGAACUUGGAGCCCCAAAUAAAGUACACAUUGGUCAAAUGAAUUAUUAGUUAUUUAUAUUUGUACUUGUAAAACUUGACCCCAUUUUUACAAGUUGUAGAUAAUGGGGUUUUGGUGAGGUAUGCUUAUAUCAACCACUCACUGGGCAGGGAGAGGGAGGGGGAGAGAAAGCUGAACAGUACAUCUGAAAUAAAAUCUAUGCACAAAAUUGUUUGUGGAAAACUCUGCUUACGUACAUGAUAGAAAAAUAUUUUGACAUUUCUUAUAUCAUGCUGCUUUGCAAGCACACUCUUUGCUUGAAUAGCCCUUGAUGGGAAAAGCAUGUUCUAUUCAGCAUAUUUUUUAAGGCAGAAUUACUUUGUUUGGUGCUAUAACAAUAAGCCAUGGAGGAAGAUUUUAACCGUUCUAGGAGAAUAAAGGUUCAUACUUCUUGCAUUUGCUAAUUCAGCGUACAUUGUGGGGCAGUGGAAUCAACCCAAGUGACUAAUCAUGAGUAUUAAAUUUGGCGAACAUUAAUGUAUUUUUGCUGCACAAAUUCAACCUGUGAAAUUCUGUGAGCUCUGAUUUGCAUUCUGUUUGGAGAUCUUGGAGAGGCUCAGAAAUCUUUCUUUAAUGCGGAACUGUUGAGUAAUUAGGAUAUUAAAUGCAUUCCCCUUCAAGCAAGGUUGGCUUUGUUCCUGUAUCCGUUCAUUGCUACCCUGAAAGAUUGAACAUAUCUCGUUUGCCUCACCGUAUUUCACCACUUGUUCUGAACACAGGAAAGGUGGUUGCUAGUAAGCAGUGGUGGUGUUGGACUUGAAUUUUGGGGCAGAUGUUGUGUCUUGCCCGCUCUCACAGCAGCCGGGGCCUUCUUAUCUGCUCCCGAACACAGAGGAAUGCAUGCCUCCCGGCCCCAGUCCUGGCUCCAUGCCCAGACAAGCUGCAGAGGAGGGAGCACCCCCCGGCCCCAGCCCUGGCUCCAUGCCCAGGCAAACGGAGCAGCUAGACCCCUCCCCCUCCUCCACAGCAUGUGAGCCUGAGGAGGGUUUAUUACCAACUGCUGAUUGGAGUGACCCUCGCAUCAGAAGAUUGGAUAGGCGGAGGCAACAGAAGGAAGGGAGGGGCAGGCCUUAAUGAGUGCUGAGUCAUGGAGCCACACCCCAUGGCCUAUAUAAAGGAUCUGCUUUCUGGCAGUCUCUGAGUCAGGCAAAGUCGAACUUAUCUUGCUGAAGUCACUUUCUGGUCUCCUGCCUGCUCUGAGGACUUUGCUAGGACUUUGGGCAGAGCUGCAGAGGCAAGCCUGAUUCGGAUUUCCCUGACCCGGCCGUCAGCGGAGGAGUGGGACACGACAGCAGAGGUGCGCUGAGUGUUGGGAGUGGGGAGGUUGGAUGACAAACCCAAUUCUGAUUCAGGGCCCAGUUCAGAGGAAGAGAGUUCCCCAAAUCCUAAGGAUUUUGAAUACGGUUUGAGCUAAAGUGUUAUUUAAUAGGACUAUGGUUCGAGAUUAUUAAACUGAACUUUAGACCUAAAAUGCUUACCAUUUAAUUAUUUGUAGAAAGUAGUCAUUCUUUAAAAAAAAAAUGUGGAUGUGAACCAAGCAGAAAACAUUGCAUCUAACCUGGAAAUAAAUUCCUAUGUGAUGUGAAAAAAAUGUGAGGCGAUAUACAGAGGUCAAAAUUUGAAAGGAAGUUAUAUAGCCAGGAAACUUCACAAGAAUUGGCAGAGAAGAAAGAAACAAGCAACUGGAAAAAAGUAGAUUGGGUAGUUACCACUACUACUAAUUCUUCCUUAAAAAGGGUGUUGUUUUUUUUAAUGGAAGGAAGAUCGAUACAGGUAGUCCUUGACUUACAACCACAACUGGAUCCAGAAUUUCCAUUGUUAAAUGAGCCACAUCCAAUUUUAUGACCUUUUUUUUGCCACAGUCGCUAAGUGAAUCGCUGCUGUUGUUUAAGUGAAUCAUGCUUCCGUUAAGCCAAUCUGGCUUCUCCAAUUGACUGCUUGUCAAAAAAAUCUGGGAAGGCAGCAAAUGGA